This is a messenger RNA of Sinocyclocheilus grahami, 2476 nucleotides long. It is a transcript of the gene ifngr1l, whose product is annotated as growth differentiation factor 10b. Gene Ontology annotation, cellular component: plasma membrane. The transcript is spliced from 7 exons. Bases 122 to 1246 code for a protein of 374 amino acids. The record is from RefSeq and is a predicted model, not a curated record. Gene Ontology annotation, biological process: cytokine-mediated signaling pathway. Gene Ontology annotation, molecular function: protein binding; cytokine receptor activity. NCBI's taxonomy places the organism in Eukaryota, Metazoa, Chordata, Actinopteri, Cypriniformes, Cyprinidae.
GCAACCCUGUCAGAGUCCAGUGAGAACACGUAGAGACAUGAACAUAAAGCCGAUCUCAGGAAAUGUUGUUAGGGUUUAGGAAACACAUCCCUGCGACGUUUAAGAAACCCGGGUUAUCACAAUGUCGAAGCGUGCUGUAGUCCCGUGCGGGGUGUUUUAUGCAUUACUGUUCGCAGGGGUCAUUGGUUUUGUUCCUUCUCCAACAAACAUCAGUGUUGUUUGUCACAACUUUGUGAAUGUCCUCUACUGGAACUACAGUAACCCAUCUGAACAGCUGAAAUUCAGUGUAAGGGUUGAAGCUUAUGAAAGUGAUUCCCAAACAGUCCCAGACACGACUCGGACGUACCUUGAUAUCAGCAGCUACAGCAGAGAUGUUAGUGAUGAUUACUUAGUGUACGUGACGGCGCAUGAUGGGCAAGAGAAGUCAGAAAGCGUCUCCAUUAGAUUCACCUACAGCAAAGACUUUUUUGAUGAGAAAAAACAUAAAUGCUCUUUGGACUUUCCAGCUGUAAAUACGUCUGUCCACAAAGACGUGAUUGAAGCGUCCUUUCAGCACCCUUUCUUUCUUCAUGAGCUAAACAUUCUGAACGAAGAAUUUAUGUACACAGUCACACAUGAUGAGCAAAAGGUUUCAUACUUUUGUUUUGAGGAGGAGGAGCUGUGUACUGCAGAAAUCCACCUGAACCAAAGCACAGCUGGACAGUGUGUUGAGCUGAAGUUUGAAGGGAAGAUUGCUGGUAUUCCUUCAUAUACCUACAGAAAUGUGUGUGUCCCUCAGCAGAUGCCCGUGACCGACAGAACGGGAUUAAUCGCAGCUGUGUUAGGCGGAGGGACCGUCAUGCUCUUCAUUAUCAUUGGCUUUGUGUGGCUGCUCUGCAGGAAGUUGUCCAAAAUCCCCAAAAUUCCUGAAUUUUUGCGGAAUGUUAUACCUGGCCAAGCUCCUACAACCCAACCCGAGCCAAACGCCAUUUCUGCAAUGACACCUCAGGGACACACUCCCCUACUGACAGCUGAGACUUCUAGUUAUGGUUCUCCCCCCAUUUCCCCGAAUGAGAAAGAAUGCAAAGAAAACACUAUCCUUGAGGAAACAGUAGUGCAUCUACCUGAGGUUUCUGAAGAAGAUGUGAAUUGUGACGACUCUGGAGGCUUCUGCUGGUCGUCUGACUAUGACAGUCCCAAAUUCCUGCAGGAGAUGAGUCCGGGGGACAUUACUGAGGGAUAUGGCCCACGGCCACCAGUACUUUAGGGCUGAACGUGAAAAGAUGGGCAGUUCACACCAAGUCAUUUGAUGUAAUAAUUUUUUGGUCAUCGUUUGAUUGUCUUGUGUGCAGUGUGACAAAACUGCAUCGCACCCAUUAAAAUCAAAUCUAUCUAUAAUGCAGGCAGUGUGACGUCUGGUUCUCACAGUGCACAAUGAUUGAUUGUGGUGAGUGCGAUCUGUUUUUUUGUGAUGUGCCACAGUUUAGAUGCAUUGACCGUGUUAACUACAGCCAUGGUGAGUUUCUCACUAACCUGCAUUAAGAUAAAUUAAUAUGUAAAUAAAAUCAUUUGGCUAAUGGAAAAAACAAAACAAAAAACAGGUGAAACAGGACAUUGUAAAGGAGAAAAAUGGUUAAUGUCCUGCCAUAAAUGUACCAGUAGCAAUAUGUGAUUUGUGUCAAAAUAAUAAAUUCAGCAUAGCUGGAUGAAGUAGUUCCUCAUAUCUAAAUUUACAGACAUUUUCUACAACUCAAUGCAAUGCGUAAUUCAAAAUUUUGGUACACUUGAAAAAAAAAAACAGACGACGAGACCUCUGAUGAGGCCUCCUACAGACAGUGCUGCUUUAGAAAGUUAUGCGAAUCAGUUGAUUUCUAAGUGAAUUGCAAAUAUGACGCUCCAUUAAUCAACCAAAAGUUGUAAAAAUUAUCAUUUUAACUGAAACGCAGUCUGAUGCAGGCAUCCAUUAGCCAAUGAGGAUUUCAGAGAGGUGGGUCCAGAAAUUGCUGCAUUUUCAACAGCAAAACACAUUUUCCACACUCCUGAUGCUUUGUCACGGCCUCUCUAGUGUGUGAGGAACUAAAACUGCAUGUGUACGUGCAUAUGAGCCAUGACUUUUCUGUUUAUUGCAGGUUGUUACUAUUAUUCUUGUUUUUGUCAUGAAACACGUGUCAUAGCAUACAUUUACAUCAGAGGUGAAUGACGUGCUGGAUUCAGUGCUGCUGGAGCUUUCACGUUGGAGAACAUUGCCAAGCUGAAUAUAUCACUUGAUUAUGUCCCUAUAUGCACAUUUCCAGGCAGUGGUUUAUUCUGUAACAUUUGUGAAGUGUUUGCUGUGAUAACACCGUAUUCAGAUGUCUCCUAAAAGCUACAGUUAAUAUCUGCCAGACGCUUCUCUGUAAUUGUUCAAUUCUCUGGCUGAAAAUGUUACACGUUGUCGGUUGAAUAAACAGAACAGCAUUACUCUGAAUGCCUCAUGAGCAAACAUUACACAAUAUAG